AUGGACUUCUCGUGGCUCGAUCCUUCUCUUCAUUAUCUUCAUGAUUGGUCCGGAUCUGCUGGGGGGACUGCGACUGUUAGGCAAUGGUUUGUUGAAAGACAGGACGGUUUGCGGUGGCAUUGCUUUCAUGCUCUUAGUAGUGCUCUGAGCCCUAUCACCGCCGCCGCUCUCUUUACAACCCAAGGCAUCGGUACCCACAGCUCGAAAUGCAGGGCAUUGACGUCUUCAAAUGAAAUAUUAUCCGGCAAUAGCAAUGAUUCUUUUCUCAUGGACCCCAGGAAGACCUUGCCGCUGAACCUGCUUUUGCUGAGAAUUCCUGAUCAAAAGCGUCACAGUCAUAUGAUUCAAUGGUCUUACAUGGACGGUUCGAAGAAGGCCUGUAUUAUUGCGAGUGCAAUGGUAGGUAUGAUUUUCCUUGUGGUAUUUGGUGAUAAACGCCACUACUUGAAGAAAUGCAACGCCUCUAAGGCUGCAAAAGAUAAAGAAAGAAGUGUGAAUCGGCAUGAAGAUUUGGGGACACAAAUGAGAUAUAGAAGUGACUGGUAUCAUUAG
Botrytis porri is the source of this 552-nucleotide messenger RNA. RefSeq lists its product as uncharacterized. The record is from RefSeq and is a predicted model, not a curated record. NCBI's taxonomy places the organism in Eukaryota, Fungi, Ascomycota, Leotiomycetes, Helotiales, Sclerotiniaceae. The transcript has 3 exons. The coding region runs from base 1 to 552 and encodes 183 amino acids.